Messenger RNA from Cuscuta campestris, 573 nucleotides. Lineage: Eukaryota; Viridiplantae; Streptophyta; Magnoliopsida; Solanales; Convolvulaceae. The record is from the annotation of a GenBank genome assembly.
AAUGAAGAAUUUUGCGGGUAGGGAUCAACAAAGAGUUGAUCCCUUGAAUGAAGGAUGUCAAGAAAAAAAAUUCUAACCCAAGGAAGGACGUGUGAUGAUCGCAAGAAGCACAUGUUUGCUCAAGCGAAGUGGAGCCCAUGGGACACUGCAAGGGAUCAUGAAGAGCCUUGGGAGAAUCAAGAUAAAAACUACAUGCUUAGAGUUGAAGAUUUACCCGAAAUCCAACUCGAAAAUUAGAUAUGGAGGAACCGGCAAGACAUAUGUAUGGAGAACAUGUAACACCCUAAUCCGUCCAGGUCUGCAGCCCCUUUCAGAUUAAAGUAUUAACUUGGUAAUCGUAAAAAUUUAAAACAUUUUAAACACUUUUAUUUAUCACAAUAAUACUUUUCAUAAUAUAAAUAGUACGGAGUUUUCAAUAUUGCGGAAGCUUAACAAUCAUAAUCACAAACAUAAUUUAUUUAUGUUCUUUAAUUCAAAACCAUCACAUCCAUUCCGACAAUCUCGCCUCCGUCUGCCUCCAGGAUCACGUCACUUCAUUAACCUGCGUGUAACAAAUAAAACAUACUACACGCU